AUGUCGGUCAAAGAGCCAAGGUCCCUCUUCGACCGGAACCCUCAAAGCCAGCCGUCGCGACCUGCGAGCAUCUUCUCCGCCCAGUCGAUUGAUACCGUCGUGGCGGAUCAAAGCUACCGAGGCUUUCCCUCGGAGCAAGCAUACCUCGACGCGUUAAAGGCAUGGGCGCAAUCGAAAAUGUACUACGAGGCUGAUGAGCAAUUGAGUGGCUUCUACGGCAAAAGCACGGUCGACGAUAUCCUCAGCAAACAAGGAACAAGCAGGGGUACGAAGAAGAGCGUUAGAGAACAGAGGAGGGCGACAGUGGCCCCUCAGCUCGGUACUGUCGCUGAACACAAUGGUAGUGCCGCAGCGCUGUCACGACACAGUUCUGCGAACGCAGCCGUGGAUAAUUCGACUAUGCCACCCGAGAGCAAGGGGAGCAGGUUGAAGCGAGUCUUUGGUCGGCGGAAGACGAUUGUAUAG
This is a messenger RNA of Cladophialophora yegresii CBS 114405, 465 nucleotides long. RefSeq lists its product as uncharacterized. The coding region runs from base 1 to 465 and encodes 154 amino acids. The transcript has a single exon. Lineage: Eukaryota; Fungi; Ascomycota; Eurotiomycetes; Chaetothyriales; Herpotrichiellaceae. The record is from RefSeq and is a predicted model, not a curated record.